Carassius auratus (goldfish) is the source of this 1053-nucleotide messenger RNA. It is a transcript of the gene traf3ip2a, whose product is annotated as TRAF3 interacting protein 2a. Lineage: Eukaryota; Metazoa; Chordata; Actinopteri; Cypriniformes; Cyprinidae. The transcript is spliced from 7 exons. The record is from RefSeq and is a predicted model, not a curated record. The coding region runs from base 16 to 789 and encodes 257 amino acids. Gene Ontology annotation, biological process: positive regulation of canonical NF-kappaB signal transduction; humoral immune response.
UGUGUUUAACAUCAUAUGUUAAUAUGUAUCUUUAUAGGUGAGUACCCACCAGAGGUUUUGUAUCACUGGCAGAAGAAGCCUGCAAAUUAUCCACAGCCCAACUAUCCACUUUAUCACCCCCUACCAGAUGCAAGGUCCAUCUCUAGACAAGUGGCAGUUGUGAGGCCCCCUCAAGUCACAUCCCGUCAGAGUACAGCCCCUGUGAGAGAGCUCAUAUCAGAAGUGUGUGUCCAGCCUUCCCAACCAGCUUCUGUCGGCCACCCUCAAACAUUGAGGCGCAACAUCAGUCUUCCUGAUGACUGCAGAGACAUUUUCAUAACAUAUUCUGUGGACACUGCAGCGGAGUUGAUGCCCUUUGUGAAUUUUUUAAUUAAUCAGGGAUUCAGACCGGCUAUUGAUAUAUUUGAAGACAGAGUUAGACAAAUGGAUGUCAACAAAUGGAUGGACAGUUUUUUAAAAAAUAAGUCAGUGUUAAUAAUUGUAGUGAUCAGUCCAAAGUAUAAGACAGAUGUUGAGGGAGAUGGAUCUGAUCAACAUGGACUACACACCAAGUACAUCCACACUCAGAUCCAAAAUGAAUUCAUUCUUCAAAGAUGUCUAAACUUCAGAUUGGUACCAGUGCUGUUUCCCAGUGCUAACCAAAGUCAUGUUCCACUGUGGCUACAGAGCACUCGUCUGUACCGGUGGCCUGAGGAUGCUAAGGACAUGUUACUGCGUUUACUCAGAGAGGAAAAAUACAUUGUCCCUCCUCUUGGCAAAGACCUGAUGAUCACUAUCAAACCCCUGUAAAAGUGAAUCUCGAGACAUCAUGUCUAGUACACAUUUCACCUCAAAAUCAAAAGAAAUGAUAAGAACAUGAUAAUUUGUUUAAGGAUAUAUUUAGUUUUCUUUUAGGACCAUAAUUUCUUGAUUUUAUUCUUAUUUUUUUAAAUGAGAAGUAUGAACACUGUCCAAAAAAGAGAAAAGAAAAUCUAAAAUUUAACUAUCUUAUCUUUUUGUUUUCUAUUUUCUUUCCAUUUAUUAUACAGUUAUUAAAAAAGACCUAUAACACUA